AUGGCGUACAACUAUGUAGCUACUGCGCAGAAACCCACGAGUGUCACGCACUCGCUCACUGCGGCGUUCACUGGUGCCAACGACACCAACUUGCUGCUGGCCAAGAGUACGCGCUUUGAAGUGCACCUGUUGACGCCCGAGGGGCUCCAACCCCAGCACGAUAUCAAUUUAUACGGCCGCAUUGCUAUUUUCGAGGUGUUUCGAGACGCACAAGAGCCCCAAGACUGGCUGUUUAUCGUCACGCAGCGGUUCCAGUUCUGUGUAUUGGCUUACGAUGCCGUGAAUCAGCAAAUUGUGACGAAAGCGCACGGCAGCAUUCGAGACUCGAUCGGUCGCAGUAGUGAGAUUGUCACCAGUGGAAACAUUGACCCGGAAGGACGUCUCAUUGGGAUGAAUUUGUACGAAGGCUACUUCAAGGUCAUCCCCAUUGACAGCGGCAAAGGCAUUCUCAAAGACACGUUCAACAUCCGUCUCGACGAGCUGCGUGUCAUUGAUAUCAAGUUCUUGCAUGGGUACAACAAACCGACGAUCUGUGUCUUGUAUGAAGACUAUAAAGCUGCUCGACACUUGAAGACGUACCACAUUUUACUCAAAGAGAGAGACUUUGCUGAAGGACCGUGGAGUCAAGCGAACGUCGAGUCGGGUGCAACGUUGCUGAUCCCAGUACCAGCUCCGACAGGCGGAGUGCUCAUUGUGUCAAAUCAGACGAUCGUGUACCACAGUGGAAGCACGUUCCACGCUAUUCCUAUGCAGUCGACAGUGAUUCAAGUCUACGGAGCAGUCGAUAAAGAUGGAUCGAGAUUUUUGCUGGCAGACCAGUAUGGAACGCUCUCGGUAGUGGCCUUGCAACUUACAGAAAAGGAAGUCAGUGGCGUGCAUUUGGAGGUGCUCGGAGAGACGAGCAUUGCGUCCUGCUUGUCGUACCUGGAUAACGGUGUCGUGUUCAUUGGAAGUACGUUCGGCGAUUCGCAGCUGAUUAAGCUUAAUGCAGACCGGGAUGAGCACGGUUCUUACGUUGAAGUCCUGGAUACGUACGUCAACGUCGGUCCAAUCAUUGAUUUUUGCGUCAUGGACCUCGACCGCCAGGGCCAGGGUCAAAUUGUUACUUGCAGCGGUGCUGACAAGGAUGGAACGCUGCGUGUGAUUCGUAAUGGAAUCGGGAUCAGCGAGCAAGCCAACGCAGAGCUUCCUGGUAUCAAAGGCAUGUGGUCGCUGCGCGAGACCUUCGCUGGAGAGUAUGACAAAUACUUACUGCAGAGUUACGUGAACGAGAUCCGUAUUCUAGCGAUUGGCGACGAAGACGAGAUGGAGGAGAGGGAGAUUCCGGCGUUCACUAAUGUCAAGACUUUGCUUUGCCGGAAUAUGCAUGGCGACAUGUGGCUUCAGGUAACCGAGUCCGAAGUGCGGCUUAUCAGCUGCAGUACGCUUUCGCUAAACUCGACGUGGUCGCCGCCCACAGAAAUGCGAAUCACUGUUGCGGCUGCUAAUCCCACCCAGGUUGCGGUUGCUACAUCGGGCGGUGUGCUUGUUUAUUUGGAGGUUGAGAGCGGACAAAUCCUUGAAAAAACCAAGGUCAAGAUGGAGCACGAAAUCGCAUGCGUAGACAUUUCGCCACUUGCUCGCAGUGGUGCGAGUGAAGGGGAUGUCUCCAUGACGGGUCCGUCAACUCAUUGGGACAUGGCUACUCUUCGUAGCUCAAUUUGUGUCGUCGGGCUUUGGACCGAUUUCUCGGUGUCCGUCUUAAGAUUGCCAGUACUCGAGAAACUGACGACGGAUUCGCUCGGAACUGACCUCCUUCCGCGAUCGGUGCUCUGCAACACGUUUGAAGGAAAGGAUUACUUACUUGUUGGACUGGGCGACGGCAGUCUUGUAAACUACGAGCUAAACGUCGAGCAAGGAACACUGGGAACGCGAAAGCGGGUUUCACUCGGCUCGCAGCCUCUUACGUUAUCGACCUUUCGAUCAAAGAAUAUGACGCACGUAUUUGCAGCAUGCGAUCGCCCGACUGUCAUCUACUCCAACAAUAACAAGCUUCUAUACUCCAACAUCAACUCCAAGGAAGUGAACGUGAUGUGCCCGUUCGAUUCGGAAUCCUUCCCGGAAUGUCUCGCACUUUCAUCCGAAGAAGGACUGAUGAUCGGUAUGGUCGAUGAUAUCCAGAAGCUACAUAUCCAGACUUUUCAUCUCAAUGAGUGGGCUCGCCGAAUCGCCCACAACGCAGAGUCGCACACACUCGGCGUGCUCACCGUGAAUUUUACGGUGGACGAUACUGGUGAAGAAGUUGAUCAGGGGUUUGUACGCUUGUUUGAUGACCAGACUUUUGAGGUGCUCCAUUCGUAUCGACUAGAUCCGUUUGAGACUCCAUGUUCGGUUGUCGUUUGCCCUUUUGCAGGCGAUUCCACGAGUGUCUCGUACUUUGUAGUUGGAACUGCCUAUGUACACGAAGAAGAAGCUGAGCCGCAUCAGGGUCGUAUUUUGGUGUUUGCUGUUGUGGGCAUUCACGGAGAGCGGAAACUGCAGUUGGUCGCCGAAAAAGAAGUGAAGGGUGCGGUUUAUUGCCUGAAUGCCUUUAACGGCAAGGUGCUGGCGGGUGUCAAUAGCAAGGCGCAGCUGUACAAGUGGAGUGAAAACACUGAUUGCGAGAAGGAGUUGGUUUCGGAGUGUGGUCACUACGGCCACACAUUGGUGCUUUAUAUGGAGUCACGGGGUGAUUUUAUCGUGGUGGGCGAUCUGAUGAAAUCGAUAUCUCUGUUGAGCUACAAACAGCUCGAUGGCACAAUUGAGGAAAUCGCAAGGGACCUGAACUCAAACUGGAUGUCCGCCGUUGGCAUUAUCGAUGAUGAUACGUACAUUGGCAGCGAGACGGAUUUUAAUUUGUUCGUUGUGCAACGCAACAGUGGCGCAGCGUCCGACGAAGAGCGCGGGCGCUUGGAGACGGUCGGGGAGUUCCACCUGGGCGAGUUCGUAAACCGCUUCAGAUAUGGAUCACUAGUCAUGCAAAACAACACCGCAUCGACUCAGGCUCUCGCUACUAGCGGCCGUAUCGGUCGCUCUGACAUGGUGGACGUGGGCACUCCAACUCUUGUUGUCGCUGCUGCUCAAAGUCCAUCCAUGCUCCUUGGGACUGUCAGCGGUAUGAUCGGCGUGGUUUUGCCGAUCAGCAAAGAUCAGUACACUUUCCUGCUUCGCGUUCAGCAAGCGCUGACGCAGCUUUUAGAUUUGCCCAAGCCGGAGAUGGCCAAAGUGGUGGAAAAACUGAACAACGAAGGAAUGCUGGACGGCACGAAUCAAAUAACGGUGGAGGACCUGUCAUUGCGGAUCGAAGAGCUCGCGCAACUGCACUGA
Molecule: messenger RNA, 3345 nt
Organism: Hyaloperonospora brassicae
Lineage: Eukaryota; Oomycota; Peronosporomycetes; Peronosporales; Peronosporaceae
Source: the annotation of a GenBank genome assembly